This is a messenger RNA of Rhincodon typus (whale shark), 3921 nucleotides long. It is a transcript of the gene ccdc146, whose product is annotated as coiled-coil domain containing 146. The transcript is spliced from 20 exons. Gene Ontology annotation, cellular component: cytoskeleton. The coding region runs from base 431 to 3394 and encodes 987 amino acids. NCBI's taxonomy places the organism in Eukaryota, Metazoa, Chordata, Chondrichthyes, Orectolobiformes, Rhincodontidae. The record is from RefSeq and is a predicted model, not a curated record.
AAAAGCGCUGACCAGCCUCGGCGGAAAAACAGAGGCAAGGAUGUCAUGCUGGAGCCGAUACCAGGACAGAAUACCGGAUCGUCUACCGCUCAGGACAAAACCCCGACAGCAAUUUUCUGUUGUUGUAGAUAGAGGAGAAGGUGCUGUCGGGAGUUGAAGUCCGCGCACGCUUCUUUAACCGGACGAUUGCGAACUACAAUUCCCACAAUGCAGUACAAACGGCUGCAGCCGGCCAAGCAUUGCAGCGAGCAACGAAGAGAAACUGUCUGUCGUAGACAUGCGCACAAUAAAACAAAGAACUCCGGACGCCAGAGAUCUGAAAUAUGCACCUGUUCAGAUACAUUAAUAACACGGCUCUGGAGCAUGUGGGACUUGAACCCGGAUCUUCUGAUUCAAAAGGAGAAGCAUUACCACUGUACCCCAAUUGUUAAUGUCAUUCAAAGAAAUUUUUACAAAAUACGCGAUUUUUCACAAAAUGUCUUCUGAUGUAGAUCUGCCGAAGGGUUCAUGCCAAAGGCCAGUCCUGAAGAAGGGAGAUAUGAGUGAAGAGGAAAAAAAAUCAGAAGAUGAUAUUGACGAAGAUGACGAAGAAACCCCCAUCACAGCUGUAGCCCCAGCAGUAAUCCUUCAAGAAGAGGAACCUGCAGAUGUGUCUACAAGUCCUGCUUUUCAAUGCCUGGAUGAAUUGUUUUCUGCUGGAAAAAUUGCAGGAACUCAAAUUGCUCAUUUGAAAUCCAAGUACAUUCUAUUGCUUGAAGCUUUAAAAAGGACGCAGGAGUCUGAGGUCAAGUUAUUACAGGAUGCUAAGUUCUAUACUGCUGAAUUGGAGCGCCAAAGGCAAGAGUUGGAAAAAGGUGAUCAAUUUCCUGAGAGUUACGAUACAGAGGUCAACAAACUAAGACAGCAGCUGCUUCAUUGUCAGAAUGAAUUGAACCAGACUGAAGAGCGUAUUUCUCAACAGAAACACAGAACUAUAUAUUUGCAAGAAGAACUGGAAAUGUUUAAAAAAGACUUUGAGAGGCUACCGAAAGCUGCAGAUUUUGAAAGGAAGACAAAAGCAUUGAGAGAAGGUUGUAUUGAACUAAGUAGAGAGAUUACACAGAGAAAACGUGAAAUUAAAACAACAAAGGAAGAAUUGGAAAGCAAAACAGAAGAUAUGAAAAACUUGCAACAAGAACUGGAACAGAAGCAAGAAAACGAAGAACACCUCAAACUUGAUCUGGUCCAAUUACACACUGUUCCUGUUCAACUGGCCAAAGAUAUACAGAAGUUGAAUCGCAAAAGAAACAAUUUGGAGAAGGCAAAAGCUGAAAUAGAUGCACAAUACAAUGAACUUCUUGGUUCAGUACAGCAAAUAGAAAAUAAAUGCAGAAUGGUCGAAGAUGAGAAAUUGGAGGUAAUGAAAGAGUUGGAUGACAAAAGGACUUUACUGGACAGCAAGGAGCAAGAACACAACCAGUUAGUUAAGAUGGUUGAGUUGGGCAAAGAAAAUGAAUCUACAUUAAUGGGACAAAGAGCUUCCCUGGACUUGCAUCUACGUUACAUCCAUACUGAAAAGAAAAUACUGUCUGACACGGUGGUGGUGAAACAAAGAGAGAAGGACCGAGAGCUCCGAAAGACAAAGAAAAAAGAAAAACAGCUGAAGUCAUCAAUGGAUGCACUGGCAUAUGCUGAAUUUAGCUAUGAAAAAAUUAAAACACAGGUAGAAACGUUUCCGAUUGGUGGAGCAUUUUUGGAAAAGAGGAAUGAACUGGAAAGUGAGGUUAAAAGUUUAAAAAGAAAACUAGCAGACCAGCUUUCAUUGACGGAGGUAGAGGUUAAUUUACUGCGUAAACGUAUGCUUGAAGAAGAUAAUCUCAUCACAGAACAAAGACGUGCCCGUGAAGAGGUUAUAAACCUAGCCCGGCUUGCCCAGAUCAGGUCUGAUGAGAAAGAUCAGAAAGCAAGGGAUCUAAUGAAUAUGCAGUGUAAAUGUGAACGAACCAUAGAAGAGCUGAAAAAGGAGAAACUGACCUUACAGGAUUCUGAAAAGAAGCAUAGACAAAUGCUGGUUAGCCUAAAGAAUUUUGUCAAAGUGUACCAGACCAUCAAAAAUGAGAGAAACAAAUAUGUUAAUCUCAUACAAAGUGCAGCACAGAUAUCUGCAGAAAUGCGGGAAAAGAUAAAAAUUCUACAGAAUGAAAUGGAAAUUCUCAGGACUACUACACUGCUCAAAGACAGCCAACUUCAAAAAUACAAGUUAAAGCAUUCUAACAGUCAUGUCAUCAGAGAUAGCCUGCGGAGAGCAAUAUGCAAAAUCGACCAGGUUCUCCGAGAGUUGGGAGAAAAGAGAGAAGGCCAAAAGAUAAAAAUUGUCAAACUUAGUUCUUUGAUUAACCAGGCUGAAGAGGAAAUGAUACAGCUACGCAAAAAAUAUGAGAAUGUCGUUCAGGUUCGGAAUGAAAGGGGAAUACAUUUGAUUGAAAGAGAAGAGGAAGUUUGCAUUUUCUAUGAGAAGCUAAGCAUUCAGGACUUAUUGAUUAGUAAUGGAGAUGUGGAAUUACACAGUAUGGAGGAUGAAAUACGAUUCUUGAAUAUUCUACUGAAAGAGGAAAAGAGACAAAUUGAAAAAGUUCGCAAAGAUGUGCCAAAUAAACAUGAAAUGGAGUCAAAUUUGAUCACAUUGCAAAAAGAGCUUGCACUAUAUCAGGACAAGGUCCAAAAUCUUGAGAAGACCUUAGUGGAUCCUUCAUGUGAGAACAGAUCACGAUUAUUAGAAGGAGAUGAUCCAUCAUUUGAUGGACUGAGUAAAAAAAUAGAAGAGAUGGACUUAAAACUGGUAAGAAAAGAGGAACAAUUAUUGGAAAAGGAUCUUAUCUCUGAUCAGGUGACCCGCCUCUCCGAACGAAUUAAUGCUAAAGUGAUAAAUGGUAAACAGGACACACUGACCUUAGCAAAAAAGGUAAAUGAAAUGCAAGGAAAGGUCAAAGAUGUUACACGGAAGAUGAUGGCCGUGGUCUCCGAGCUGUCCAUGCAACAGGCCAAUGCCAUGCAACUUCAACAGGAUGUCAGGGAUAAGCAACAAUUUCUGGAGUCAUGUUACCAACGGAUGGAGCAGGGAAUGGCACCCAGUGAAGAAUUUGAAUCAGAGUGGCUAAAAAUAGUGAAUAAAGAAAACAGACACAAAAGAGAGAUUGAGAUGAAAACCAAGGAAACUGAAGAGGAAGAAAAGCAUUUAUUGCCCGGUGGAGUCUUUACAACAGCUGAGCCGAGGCCGAAUGCAUAUAUCCCAGAUGGUGAAUCUGGACUACCUAUUCCACGACCUUAUGGAAAAAUGGUUCCAUUUAAACCCAGUGAGCCCAGUGCACACAUGCGACAUUAUAGAAAACCAGUCAUUAAGCCAAUUGAAAUAUAAAGAUAACUAUAUUCUAAAAAUCAUCACAUUAUACUCCUGGAUCCACCUACAAGGAAACAUUUUAUUUGUGUUGAUAAUAGAGCAGCUAAAAGGAUAAAUUAUUUACAAAUUGCUACUUUUUAAAAUUUAAAGAGAUCUUAAUUUCUUGGUAGUGUAUAAUUUUCAGCUUUGUUUCGAUAGACUUACAUAUGCAGAUCAAUUUGUCUUAACUAAACUCUGACACUUUCUAUUAAACUGAAAUUAGAUUGUCUUCCAAGAUACUUUAUUUCGUUUGAUAAAAGUACUGAAUUGAAAAUGCCGAAAACAGAUGCAAGAUGCCAAUGUUAAAACUUUUGCUACAAAUUUGUUCUUGCCAUAGAAGGUGAUCAAUUAUAACUCAAGUUCGUUUCUCAAUCUACUGUGUUAGGUUUUAGAGAAUUAUCAGGGAAAACAUAUUUUGUUCAGCUAUUAUCUUUCUACACAAUUAAACCACAAUGUGCUAAAUUGGCAUUUUCUGAGGGUUCCACAUUGUGUCUUAAUCCAAUGCA